Molecule: messenger RNA, 1344 nt
Organism: Cyphellophora attinorum
Lineage: Eukaryota; Fungi; Ascomycota; Eurotiomycetes; Chaetothyriales; Cyphellophoraceae
Product: putative mannose-1-phosphate guanyltransferase
Exons: 3
Coding region: 1-1344 (447 amino acids)
Biological process (GO): biosynthetic process
Cellular component (GO): cytoplasm
Molecular function (GO): transferase activity
Source: RefSeq, a predicted model, not a curated record
AUGUUGAAAGUUCCUCACCGUGGGAAAGGCGUCGCUGCUGCUGGCGCUCCGACAAAGGCUGUCAUCCUCGUCGGUGGCCCUUCACGCGGUACACGGUUCAGGCCGCUAAGCCUUGAUGUCCCAAAGGCAAGAUAUCCCACCAGCUUGCCGCUGUUCGAUGUUGCUGGCCAUCCCAUCAUCUGGCACUGUCUGAAAGCUAUUGCCAAGGUCGAAGGUAUCAAAGAAGUCAUCCUUAUCGGCUACUACGACGAGUCCGUCUUCAGAGACUUCAUCAAAGACUCAUCGCGAGAGUUCAGCCAGUUCAAGGUCACCUAUCUUCGCGAGUAUCAGUCACUCGGAACAGCCGGUGGUCUCUACCACUUCCGAGAUGCCAUCCUCAAAGGCAAGCCAGAGCGCUUCUUCGUGCUCAACUCGGACGUGUGCUGCUCGUUCCCACUCGAGCAAAUGCUUGAGCUCUUCGAAGAGAAGGACGCCGAAGCAGUUAUUCUUGGCACCAGAGUCAGCAACGAGGCCGCCACCAACUUUGGUUGCAUCGUCUCUGACGCCCACACCAAGCGAGUUCUGCACUACGUAGAGAAGCCCGAGUCCCAGAUCUCCAACCUGAUCAACUGCGGCGUCUACCUCUUCGCCACCGAGACCAUCUUCCCCUCCAUUCGCACCGCCAUCAAGCGCAAGACCGAGCGACCUCGCAUGAUCUCUUACCCAUCCUCCGAGAAUCUCGAGAGCUCCUUCGUUGCUGACGAUGAAGACGGCGAGAAGAACGAAGUACUUCGCCUCGAGCAGGACAUCCUCUCGGACCUCGCCGACAGCAACCGCUUCUUCGUCCACGAAACAAAAGACUUCUGGCGACAGAUCAAGACCGCCGGCUCCGCUGUCCCAGCCAAUGCGCUGUACCUCCAGAAGGCAUUCCAACAGCAGUCGCCCGAGAUCGCUAAACCCUCCGCAACCAUCGUGCCGCCCGUGUUCAUCCACCCGACCGCCGAAGUCGACCCGACCGCUAAACUCGGUCCCAACGUUUCCAUCGGUCCCAAGGUUAUAGUUGGCCCCGGUGUCCGCAUCAAGGAGUCUAUCGUUCUCGACGACGCUGAGAUCAAGCACGAUGCCUGCGUCCUGCAUUCCAUCAUCGGCUGGAACAGUCGUGUUGGUGCUUGGGCGCGCGUGGAGGGUACGCCGACACCGGCCAGCUCGCAUAACACGAGCAUUAUCAAGAAUGGCGUCAAGGUGCAAGCGAUCACGAUCUUGGGCAAGGAAUGUGGUGUUGGAGAUGAAAUUCGAGUGCAGAACUGUGUCUGUCUGCCAUUCAAGGAGCUAAAGAGGGAUGUGGCGAAUGAAGUCAUUAUGUGA